AUGGAGUUCUCAACAAUUGAGAAGAUUAAAUGGAAGUUUAAUCCUCCAACCGCUGCCUGGUGGGGAGGAUUUUGGGAGAGGUUGGUACGGAUGGUAAAAGAACUUUUAAGACGAGUUUUGGGUUCUAAAACGGUCAGUUACAUUGAGCUGGAAACUAUACUAUGCGACUGUGAAGCAACAAUGAAUUCACGACCCUUAACUUACUUAGAAGACGGGACUGCGGAGUUAAAGCCAUUGACACCUGCAUAUUUUAUACAAGGAAUCCCUCAUCAUGAUGUAAAGGAUCUGGAUACUAUAGACAGCAAAAGUUUAAAUCGUCGCUUGCGGUAUUUACAAAAUCUUCGGAUUGAUUUACGCUCGAGAUUCAGAAAUGAGUACCUAGCCAUGCUAGUCCAUAGAAGAGAACGAAAAGGAGACACUUUAGAGGUGGGUGAUGUGGUGCUGAUUGGAACUCCGGAAAAGCGCAUCAACUGGCCACUGGGACUUGUUGUCCAAGUAUUUCCAGGUGCAGAUGGUCAUGUAAGAGUGGCAAAAGUAAAAACGGCUGACGGAGAAAAAAUAACACCCGUCCACAACCUGUAUCCUUUAGAAGUGACUCGUCCCUCAGAGCUACCUCAGCAUUUUCAGCCUCAAAUCUCGUUAAACUCCAGAUCAAAGAUGCGGAUCUUAGAAGUUCCAACUAUCAACAGCUCUUGGAUGGUCAGAUUGAUACCUCAAGGAUAG
Molecule: messenger RNA, 723 nt
Organism: Stegodyphus dumicola
Lineage: Eukaryota; Metazoa; Arthropoda; Arachnida; Araneae; Eresidae
Source: RefSeq, a predicted model, not a curated record